AGGUGAUCUGAUCAGGGGAGCCGCUGUAUUGUGUUUUCGUAUGAAGGGUUUGAGGAUUUGGGCUUAAAUAUUCAAAAUGGCGGACGGAGUAGCAACGAGUCAAGAUGAGAGUUCAGGACCAGAUUCUAGAAUGAGUAAUCCAUCAGAAUCAAGUAAAUGUGCAAUGGAGAGUGGGGACGAAAACACUGGUGCCCAAACAAAUGGACUGGACUUUCAGAGGCAGACUGUGCAAACAACAAGCGCAAUCACCAACGCACACGCACAGGCCUUGCUCCAACAGUUGACUUUGACUCCAGUGCAGCAGCAGUUAUUGCUGCAGCAGGCUCAGGCUCAGCUGUUAGCAGCAGCCGUGCAGCAUUCGGCUGGCCAGCAGAGCAGCACUACAGGAGCCAGCAUCUCUGCCUCCGCUGCCACCCCCAUCACCCAGAUCCCCCUCUCCCAACCCAUCCAGAUCACGCCUCAGUUACAGCAGCUGCAACAGCAUCAGAACCUCAACCUGCAGCAGUUUGUUCUGGUCCAGCCGGGCCACCACAUCGCAACUCAGCUGCAGCCCGCGCAGUUCAUCAUCUCCCAGACGCCACAGGGCCAGCAGAGUCUCCUGCAAGCCCAGAACUUUCUAACUCAACUACCUCAAAGCCAAGCCAACCUCCUGCAGACCCAGCCAAGCAUCACACUUUCCACACAGCCUGCAACACCCACACGCACGAUAGCAGCUACCCCCAUCCAAUCCCUCCCUCACAUCCAGACGACACCAAAGCACAUUGAUACACCCAGCCUGGAGGAGCCCAGCGACCUGGAGGAGCUCGAGCAGUUUGCUAAGACCUUCAAACAGAGACGUAUUAAACUGGGCUUUACGCAGGGGGAUGUUGGCCUUGCCAUGGGAAAGCUUUAUGGAAAUGACUUCAGCCAAACCACCAUUUCUCGCUUUGAGGCCUUAAACCUGAGCUUUAAAAACAUGUGCAAACUGAAGCCUCUGCUUGAAAAGUGGCUCAGUGAUGCAGUUUGUGCAGAGAACCAGACGUCUGACCAGGCCCUGUCCAGUCCCAGCUCUCUUGGCUCACCUGGGCUGGGCAUAGAGGGCCUAAACCGUCGCCGCAAGAAAAGGACAAGCAUUGAGACCAACAUCAGAGUGGCCUUAGAAAAGAGCUUUCUGGAGAACCAAAAACCUACCUCUGAGGAGAUCACCAUGAUCGCGGACCAGCUCAACAUGGAGAAAGAGGUGAUCCGAGUAUGGUUCUGUAACCGCAGACAGAAAGAGAAGAGGAUCAACCCGCCCAGCAGUGGCAGCGCUGCUGGCACCCCCAUCAAAGCAAUCUUCCCUCCCACCACACCUCUGGCACUGAGUACAGCCAGUCUUGUGACCAGAAACACACCGGCUACAAUGACUGUAAGCUCUGUUUUGCCUCUCACCAGCACUAGUGUCUCCAGCAUCAGUUUUACUGGCACAACCAUUGGCUCGACUAUUAACACUGCAUCUGUCAUCUCCACUGCACCUGUGGUCACCACCGCAGCAUCCUCUCCUUCGCUCAGCCCUUCCCCCACCACACCACAGACAUCCUCUGCAGAGCAGGCUUUGGCUCAGGGGAUAGUCACGGCAGUAAGUCAGGCACCCUCCUCCCUGGCAUCCACUCUGGGCACUGGGCAUGUGAUGGUGGCGGCGCCUAGCCUCUCUGCCGCUUUGCAAGGAGCCGGCCAGCUGCCCAACAGUGCCUGCAUCGCUGCCAUGGCUGCUGCCGCAGGCCUCAAUCCUGGGCUCAUGGCAUCCUCGCAGUUUUCUCCUGGUGGGGCUCUUCUGAGUUUGGCACCUGGUGGUCUCGGGAGCGCUUUGAGUCCAGCACUGAUGAGCAACAGCACCUUGGCCACGAUCCAAGGUGUGUGGAGUGCUCUGGCAUCUAGUGGCACUUUGCCCAUUACAUCUCUGGACGGAAGCGGGAACUUGCUGUUUGCUAACACCAGUGCAGGGAGCACCCCAAACCUUGUGACGGCACCCCUUUUUCUGAAUCCCCAGAACUUGUCCCUGCUCGCCAGUAACCCAGUCAGCCUUGUGUCUGCGGGAGGGGCAGCAGGUGCUUCUGGAGCCCUAAACCUGCACAUUACCGCCGAUGCCCACCAGAACGCUGUUACCACGGCAACUAUGCCCUCCUCCACCAUCACCACAGCCUCUAAGGCCCAGUGAAAGCUUUACCCACUAGUCUCCUCUUCUAUACCCCUUUCCUCUUCAUCGUUUUUUCUUUAAUCUUUUGCUACCACCAAAAAGAAACCCACUAAAAAGGAUUUAAUGUUGUUUUAAUGUUAUUUUAAUGUUUAAGUUGGAAUCUUCGAACUUCUCACAUAUCUGUCACUCAGUAUCAUUUGAACUUCAUUAAUGGGUUGACUUUUCAGCAAAGCAACCAUAAGCGAAUGUUGGCAUCUCCAUAGCACUUGCAUCAGGAGAGCAGAAAUCUCCCUGGACAUUGUGCCAAGUGUCUGUGCGAUGCAAAAGCCUAUUUGGCUUAGCAAAAUUCAUUUCGCUCAGUCUUUGUGCCCAUUUUCACAUUAUAUCUUCAUCUCUCUUUUUCAGAGGUUCUUCUAAAAUGCUUUUAACCAAAAAAUGUUGAAUGAUACUUUCUAACUGCUGACACUUUCCCUCUUCUUUACCACAGAAAAAGGACACCUUAUGUUCUUCUGUUCUCUUUUCAAUGGAGAUUCUACUUCACAGGCCUUCUUUUUACAAUAUUGCUAUCUCUCUGGAACUUUUCCUUUUGGAUUCACAUUGUUUAUUUUUUAUCAAGCAGUGGGUUAGCUUUAUGUUCUAUAUUUUACUAACUCAUGGUUACAAAGCGUUAAUGGAGUAAUAAGCAGCUGUGAUGCAGUUUCAUUGCUUUAAGGAAACAUUUGAUUGGCCUUUCUAGAAACACUUCUAGAUUUUGUUUUCACUUUUUUUUUUUUUUUUUUUUUUUUUUUUUUUUGUAGUUUACUUGGUAACAAGUUUUUAAACAUUACUUUAGUCUGGGUCUAAAUCCUAACCCAGUCAUGGGUUUACUUAAAACUAAAAGCUUUAAAAGAGUUGUGUCAUGAUCCAUCUAGGAGGAUUUGUUCAGUGACUGAGCAGUACAUUGAGGCCUCAGUCAAAAGGAAAGCAUGUUCUGAAUGCUCACAACUCUCAAUGGCCGUUCAACCCGAACAAGUUUUUGCGUUAGUCUCUCCGUUUUUCAGUUGUUUUUUUAUUUGUCUGCUGAUGUCUCGCUAUUGUUUCAGGGCUUGCGGAGGAGCGCCAUGUUUUAGACGGCAAGUCAAGUUAAAAUAACUUCAACUGUUAAAAACGUGUCUGUUCUAUUCGUUGUGCUGCAUAUAGCUUUUUUGCGCAAGAAUGUGUUUGGUCUGAACAGCCUCUUAUGUUGCUUAGUCUUAGGACUGUGUAACUGUCUUCCUAUCAUGGGAUGAUUGUGAGGUCAAGCAAGAGAAAGUUUAGGUGGAUGAUGUUCACAUUUAAGAGGGUAGAGAGUUGCAAAGUGAGAUCUUUGCCCCGAAACGUGUUUUUAGUUUUUUUAGUUUGAUUUUCUACUUGUGCACAGUAUCUGUACCAAAAAAAAAAAAAAUGGAUUUGAGAACUGCAGAACUUCUGUCAUGCUUUAAGAAGUCUUUAUUUCGGAGGUCUUUGUAUUGCAUCUCUCUCAAGAUAUACCAAAAAUCUUUGUUAUACCUGUUGCUGUAUAUUGAUAUUGUAGCGUAGUUUAAGCCUAAAUAUUUAUGAGCGAAGGCUCUCGGUAGACCACAGGAAAUAUGAUAAUGCAAUAUUUUGAAGAUCUUUUCCAAAGACAAAAAAAUAAUUUUAUGUCUUUUCCUUUCUUUUUGUUGAGAUGGCUGUCCCUCUUCAAUUUUGUAGUGUCAGUCAGUGCAACUAACAAAAUAGAUCUGGAUCAAGGGGAGAGCAGGACAGGAUAUUAUACAAAUGAGAUCACAAAGUUCCAGUGUGAGUACGGGGAUUGUCCCUUCUGCUGGUCUUUAGUGAGGACUUUAAGUUAGAGAUGUACAGAGAAAAAUGGGGGAGUAUUCCUCCCAUUCUGUUCAAAUAUUUAAAAAUUGUAGAGGUGCGAGUGGUGGACGUAAUGAUGGUGCGUUCCUGCCUCACAGGCUUCUUUAAAUAGUAUCCCUUUUUAGUAGUUACAAGGUGGCAGACUUAGUCCUUCUUAACUAGAAAUAAGGGCCAUCGCUUAAGUUCACGGGGCCCUGGACAAUUUGGGUGGCCCCCCUUUUACCUGGCUCAGUGAGUAGCCUAUACCAUAGAGGACAAUAGUGGGCCUCUCUUGGCACAGAUCCCCAGAGAAGGCCUGUCUGAAAUAUCCGACAUAAAGAUGAGACAGGAGCGUAUUAAUGAGUUUUAGCCAGGUGGCCUCUUUGUUUUUCCCUACCAAUGUAAUGCAGCCAUGAUGUAAAGCUUGAACCAAAGUUGUUUUCUCACUAGCUGCUGUGCCUGUGUGGACCAGUGCAAUGCUGACCACAAUUUCACUACUCACUACUGACAAACUUAACCAUCUAGUACACUUCUUUUUAAACCCUACCCUUUCACGACAAUGGCAACAAAUUGUGUCCGGCUUUGUAAAGAAAUCUAGCCUAUCUUGCACAGCGCUAACUUGCUUUAGCUCUCAAUAGCAUUUAACGGUCCAAAGAGAAUCUUAAGGGCCUUGUAUUUAAGUGCUGUUGAGAUUUCAGGAGUCCUUCUCCUUCGUUUUAUUCGUUGAGCUUCUGGGUAAGUCUUGGUUUUAGAUGUGACCUUGGAGGGCCCAACACAGAUGCUGCACUGGCUCUGCCAGAACAAAGCAUUGUAAUAAAUGAAUAGUAAUAGAAAUAUCAAGAGUCCACCUAGUCUUAAUGUCAAGAGGAACUUGUGGGAGGACAGUAGGCCCUGAAACAUUUGACGGCUCUCUCACACCUCAUGACUUGUAUUUGGAAGAAGGUGGACGUCAAGCAUAGCAUUGGUACAUUGUCUAGACUUCUUGUUUUUAUGUUACAGAACAAUAGAGAUGGGCAUACUGGGAGAAUUACAGUAGUAUUUCCUCUGUAGCAUUCCUCUGAGCUCUCUGGCAUUUGAAUUCUGUCACAAAGAGGUCAGAGUAUCCCCCAUUGUUCCUUUUUGUUACUGUGGCCCUGUCUGUAGAUUUUUCUUUUGUUGUUGUUAUGACUCCUUACGCUAGUUGUGUUUUUGUUGUUAAUAUGAUUUGAAAUACCUCAGCAGCACUUAUAUGGAAGGUUCACUUUAAGCGAAAGACACCAACAGUCAACUUCAGAAUGUACAAAAGCUGUUUGUAACAGCCCGUUUUUUUUAUGACCGACAACGCAUGUUAAUUUAACAGAAACUACAGAAUAUACCAGGAAAAUCUGUAAUGUCACUCUACUACUGCUAUUUCAAGUACUACUACUUAAAGGGUAUCUCCAGGUUAACUUGUAAUGAAUAAUUUUGUUAUCCUACUUGCCAAAGUAAAAAAAAAAAAAGCCUUUGUCUUUGCGGCUGGGUUGAUGUCUUGAUGCUGCUCAUUCCGCUGGUUCUGUCCGGAAAUUUCAACGUAGCCUCUCUGGACAUGUAGAUGUACGUGUUUUGCGCAUUGGUGUCAUGACCCGGUGGGACCGGGACUGUGGGGGAGUUACUGAUAUAUUUAUCUGAGGAAUGACUCAAAAGAUUAGAGAAAACUUCUUCUUUUCUAAAUUCUAUAUAUAUAUUCACUUAUGUAAGAUGCUCAUAUUUUAUAUUUGAACCAAUAUCUAGUUUGAAUGUAGUGUUUUUGUCAUGCUUAUUCACAAAAAUAAAAAAAUGACUUCAUUUAUAUUUUAGCUAUUCUGAAAAAACAAAAAAAGUUAAGACCAAAAAUUAAAACCACACCCUUGAGAUGUGGGAGUGGCUGUCAUGUGCCCCACCCACAUUGCGAUGUGGUUUGUUUGAGUGGGUGGGGCUUUUGAUAGUUCUCCUAAAGGAAAAGACUUGAUAGAACCAAACUACUCUCUAAUUUUAGUUCUUUGCUUUUUAUGAUUUUGAUUUGCCUUUUUUUUUUUUUUUUUUUUUUUUUUUACAAACUUUAACAAACAUUUGAAUUUAUUUACUGCCUUUUUUGUAUAUCAUGAGGGAGCAACGUCACUGGCUUUCUUAGUUUGACAAACUUGCAUUGAUCUUUUAUGCCUUACUAUUAUUUCAGAAGUUUGACACAUUGUAGCAAAUUGUUGAAUAUGUUUAUGCGAAAGGUGUUUUUUUUUAUUGUGUUUGUGUGAGUGAAAGAUGCAACCAAGCAUGCACCAAUGUCAAACUCACGUGGUGCAUAUCGACCGUGAAAAUAACGCUGUGAGUUCUAUUUGUGUUUUGUGAAAGGUUUUUUUUUUUUAAGGAAGUGUUGCUUUCUACCAAUUAUGUAGGUAUAAUUCAAGCCGGUUGGAUACCUGUUGAAAAAGCUUUACUAAUAACUCAACUCCAGCUGAUCUGUAGGGAGUGGCAUGAUGGUUGCUGAUGGUGCAUUGACUUUGAAAGUUUAAAGGAACAGUUCACCCAAGAAUGAAAAAUUCUGUCAUUUACUCUCCCUCAUGUUGUUUAUCAACCCGUGAAUGACUUUCUUUUCUCCAUAGCACACAAAAGUAUAUGUUUGGCGGAAUGUUAGCCUCAGUCACCAUUCGCUUUCAUUGUAUACAAAAAGAUGCAAUAAAAGUGAAUGGUGACAGAGGUGAUCUGAUGGUCUAAUUUUGUGUUCCACAGAAGUCUUACUGGUUUUGAACAACAUGAGGGUGAGUAAAUGAUGACACAAUUUCCAUUUUUUUGGUAAACUGUUCCUUUAAUACUAUAGAGAAAGUAGGUUCCAUUUGACGUAAUAAGAAAUAUGACUUGGAUUUACUCAUCGGUCAAAAAUACAGGAAACAUGCCAUAUUUAAAGUGGAUAUAAGGAAGCGUCAUAAGGAUUUGAUGCAAUAGAUAGAUGAUCCCUUUGAAACUGUGUGAUCAUAAGAUGUUUCAGGCGUUGAUUUAUACUGAUAAGGACGUAGAACCUGGCGACAAUUCUUAAACAUUCAAAGUUGUUGCGGAUCCUGUUUUUCGGCACUUGAUUUUGCCGUGUGUGGAUGCUCUGACUUGCAAUUGGGUAGAUUUCUGAUUGUAUAAUAUACUGUUACUGUAGACCCCCAGUCUAGUGACAAAAUAGGAUAGUUGCAGAAGAGGUCAUGCACCAGAAAGGUGAGAGCUCGUCUGAGUAAACUGUUGUAUACCUCAUUUAUAACUCGAAACUGAGUAAAAACCUGCUUUAAUCUUCUUCAUAAGAUAAAAUGAAAUAAAAUAAAAAAUUAACUGUCCCACAACAGAAGCCUGCAGAUGUCUGUUUAUUGUUUGGAGUGAGAAACUGGAUCAAUACCCUAAAGAACAAAAAGGCAUGCAAGACACACAAACAUGUGCAUAUUAGCCAGAAUUUAGUUGCUUAGAACACUUAUUUAUAUUUCCUUUACACUGUAGCCACUUAUUAAAUUUGUACCAAAGCUUUUUAUAUGAUUUGACAAUCGUCAUCUUUCUUUCCCUCAUUCUGAGUUGUGCUGCAUGGUUUGUGUGCUUAUGUGCUAUUUGUUCUUCUGGGUUUGUGGUCUACUUGUUUCUCACCUUCUCCAUGGUAACCAAAGACUUCAAAGUGAUUGUAUGGACUAAACUCUUUCUCCCAGUACCCUGCCUCAACUUUUAUGAUCUUUGGUCAUACAUGUGGCCAAGUAGGUGGGGUUAAGUAGAAAGAGAGAAAAAACACUGCUGGCUUCUGCAAGGACUUGUCAAAGUAACCCCUCACGGGCUGGGUGAUGUUUAUUAAUACACACUGAAGGAUGUCCUGGGCUCACUGCAAACUGCUCAGGAUGAACUGUUCUCUGGAGUUAAAACACUGUUUCUGUGAUUGUCUACGGAAAACAUGCAUUGUCUUUCCAUACUUUUAGAUGCCGUUGUCCCGUGAUUUUGGUGUUCUGUCCAUGUAUUUAUCUAGCUUUGCUGCUUCCACGAUCAUGAUUUCAAUUGGUUUGAUUAGCUGUGCAACUAUGCAUUGUUGCCCUCCAUCCAGCAAGGGCGGUGUCUGUAUGACACAAUUCUGUUGAUGGUUCUAUGACGAGUGGAGGGUCGAAAGAAACUAUAAGCUCUAUUCCAAAGCAAAAAUCCAAAUAUGAAAUGUUUUAUAAAUGCAGAUACCAAAGAUGACUGUUUUUUUUUUUUUUCCUCCUUCCUUCCCAAACCCUUCAGUUUGUGUGUUAAUAAACAGAACCCAGCUCUGGCAGUAGUCCUAACCUCAGUAGUUCCAAAGCUUGGAUGUAUAUUUUGGUAUUUUUCUGAGAUGCUUAUGGGGGAAAAAGUUUGUCUUUUUAAUUUUCUUGUUUGUUGGAAUUGUUGCUCUUUUUUCUGUCAUGGCAUGGAAUUAACUGCAAAACUGUCUUACUGUAGGUUAAAGAAAUAGUAUUUUUGUAUAUUUUUGGAUGUGUCAAUGUGUGUGAUGUCAGUUUCACUGCCCAGGUUAUCAUUGUUUUUAAAACAAAAACAAGAAAAAAGAUAAAGUAAAAAAAAAAAAAAAGAAUAUGUACAUAAUACUUUGAGUCAAUGAUUUCAAAAGAAAUCCAUCUGUUUACUCUCAUUUCCAUAUUUCCUACAGCUAAAGCUCAAGGAAUUUGUUCCAUUCUCACCCUGUCACAUACUGUAGAUUGUAACUUCAAUAUCUCCCUUCAGAACCCUGUAACUCACUGUUGUCGUAGUGAUGAUUGGUUGGGUUCUGGGUAUCACUACAAACCUGAACUCUAGUGCCACUUGUGGUCUGUUAUCAAGAACAUAUACCCGAGACUGAACGCUAAAUGGCUACAUCACUGUAGCUUAGAACUGAAUGAUUGUGUAGAAUAUAAGUAUGUGAAUCAGGAUAACAUGGUAGUUUUAAUGCAUUUGUCUGCUGUAUUUUUAUAUAUAUAUAUAUAUAUAUAUAUAUAUAUAUAUAUAUAUAUAUAUAUAUAAUGAUAAUCUUUUACUGUAACUGUACAGUUCUCUUUUGUUGUAAACAUCAUUAAACCAUUUUCAAAGUGUUUUAAUAUUCUAA
Myxocyprinus asiaticus (Chinese sucker) is the source of this 9053-nucleotide messenger RNA. RefSeq names its product POU domain, class 2, transcription factor 1-like. Gene Ontology annotation, biological process: regulation of transcription by RNA polymerase II. NCBI's taxonomy places the organism in Eukaryota, Metazoa, Chordata, Actinopteri, Cypriniformes, Catostomidae. Gene Ontology annotation, cellular component: nucleus. Gene Ontology annotation, molecular function: DNA-binding transcription factor activity, RNA polymerase II-specific; RNA polymerase II cis-regulatory region sequence-specific DNA binding. The transcript has 14 exons. The record is from RefSeq and is a predicted model, not a curated record. Bases 77 to 2176 code for a protein of 699 amino acids.